This is a messenger RNA of Myodes glareolus (Bank vole), 4131 nucleotides long. Lineage: Eukaryota; Metazoa; Chordata; Mammalia; Rodentia; Cricetidae. The record is from RefSeq and is a predicted model, not a curated record.
ACUGUUGCUAGGGCAGCGGGUCUCAGUACGAGGUGGGAGUAGGAAGUUUUGGGUAGGCCUAACUUGGAAAGGUCAAGGGUCAGUGCGGCGUUUCUGUUGGUGAUGAUGAAGCAGACGAUCCAGAUUUUCGCUAGAGUGAAGCCCCCCGAGCGGAAGCAGCAGCAAGGGAUUUAUUCUAUAGAUGAAGAUGAGAAAUCAACACCGAGCUUGGAAAUUCUUUUACCGCGAGAUCUGGCUGAUGGAUUUGUGAACAACAAGCGGGAAAGCUACAAGUUUAAAUUUCAAAGGAUUUUUGACCAAGAUGCAAAGCAAGAGAUCAUUUUUGAAAUCAUUGCCAAACCAGUCGCCCAGAGUGUCUUGGCAGGUUACAAUGGUACCAUCUUCGCAUAUGGGCAGACAGGCAGUGGCAAGACCUUCACCAUCACAGGCGGGGCUGAGCGCUACAGCGACAGAGGCAUCAUCCCAAGGACUCUCUCAUAUGUUUUUGAGCAGUUGCAAAAGGACAGCAGCAAGAUCUACACAACACACAUUUCUUACUUGGAAAUCUACAAUGAAUGUGGCUACGACCUGUUGGAUCCGAGACACGAGGCCUCCAAACUGGAAGAUCUGCCGAAAGUGACAAUAUUGGAGGACCCUGAUCAGCACAUUCACCUGAAAAACCUGUCCCUUCAUCAGGCAACAACCGAGGAGGAAGCUUUGAACUUGCUCUUCUUGGGGGAUACCAACAGAAUGAUUGCAGAGACUCCUAUGAACCAAGCCUCAACCCGAUCACACUGUAUUUUCACUGUUCACUUGACCAGCAAGGAGCCGGGAUCUGCCACUCUCCGACGUGCGAAGCUCCAUUUGGUUGACCUGGCAGGGUCAGAGCGUGUUGCAAAGACUGGAGUGGGGGGCCUCCUCCUGACAGAGGCCAAGUACAUUAACUUGUCGCUUCACUACCUGGAGCAGGUCAUCAUCGCCCUUUCUGAAAAGCGCCGCACACACAUCCCUUAUAGGAACUCCGUGAUGACCAGCGUGCUCAGAGACAGCCUGGGAGGGAACUGCGUGACCACUAUGAUUGCCACUCUCUCACUAGAGAAGAGGAACAUUGAUGAGUCCAUCUCUACCUGCAGAUUUGCUCAGCGAGUGGCCCUCAUCAAAAAUGAAGCUGUCCUCAAUGAAGAAAUCGACCCCAAACUGAUGAUUGUCCGCUUGCAGAAGGAGAUUGCCGAUCUGAAGGCAGAACUGGCCAUGGCCACUGGGGAGUGGAGGACCGAGGCACUCACGGAAGAAGAGCUCCACCAGCUGGAAAAACUGAUAGCAUCCUUUUUGGAAGACCAAGAUCCAGAGAGUAGACUGGAAGUUGGCGCCGAUAUGCGUAAAAUUCAUCACUGUUUUCAUCAUUUUAAGAAGCUGUUGAAUGACAAGAACAGCAUGAAGAACACAGUCUCCUCCGAAACCACACACCAGGCAUGUCAAGAGCCAUUGAAGGAUGAAGAACAUACAAAGCUCCGAGACCUGCUCAAGCAGAGGGACAAUGAAAUCAAUAUCCUGGUCAACAUGUUAAAAAAGGAAAAGAAGAAAACUCAGGAUGCUCUCCUCUUACUGAACACGGAGAAGAGUGACGCUAGGCUGCCCCAGAACUCAGCCUUCAUUCCCGGAAGCCCAGCAGGUCAGAGCACCUCAGUCUCCUCAGCCCUGAGCCCAGCCCAGGACCUCAGCAUCUGCAGGCACAGAUCCAGUUUGCUCCACAGAAAAACAGGAAUGAUAAAGGAGAUGUCACUGGGACGCCAGGAGGCUUUUGAAAUUUUCAAGAGGGACCACGCGGACAGUGUCACCAUCGAUGACAACAGACAGAUUCUGAAGCAGAGAUUUUCUGAAGCAAAGGCUCUGGGAGAAAGUAUAAAUCAAACAAGAAGUAAAAUUGGUCAGCUGAAGGAUGCCCUCACCCAGCGGCACCGGCAGCAAGUAGCUCUUGGAAUCUCAGAGAACAUGGUCACACCCUCCACACCUGAUCUCCAGGAAGAGAAACUGCGAUCACAGCUGGAAGAGGAAAAGACCAGGUACAAAACAACAUUCAUGCGCCUGAAAGCCUUGAAGGUGGAGAUUGAGCACCUGCAGCUGCUUAUGGACAAAGCCAAGGUGAAGCUGCAGAAAGAGUUCGAAGUCUGGUGGGCUGAGGAAGCCACCAAUCUGCAGGUAAACUCCCCAGCCACGAAUCCCCAGGAGCUCCUGAAGCCGGUUCCCCAGCAGGACCAGCCGCAGCUUCUCCUCAAGAAAAGUUCUCAAGGCCGGGAAGCUAAAGAUGGAGUCAGCAGUCUGGAUAUCUGCUGCGACAGGGAUGCCAGAAGAAUCCUCCCCUCCCCUUGCCCCAGUCAGCACAGCCAAGAGCCCAGUAGCUCCAGGACCCAGCUACAAGACAGUAACUGCGAAAGGCCGAUGUCAUCCAUCCCUCUCACUGGAGACAGCCAGACAGAUUCUGACAUCCUGGCAUUCAUCAAGGCCAGGCAGAACAUUCUGCAGAAGAAAUGUAAGAACAUCCCCUGGAAACCCGCCAAGGCCCGGCUAUCCCUGCUCUUCUCUCCCACACUGGGAGGGAGCCGGAAGCUGCAAAGGAAGGAGGGAGCCGCAGCAGUAGUCUGGGUCGCCUCAUGUGAGCUGAGCCCUGCUUCUCCAAGUCCGGGGCAGAUGUGUGGGCCGCUGGCUUGGGGGCUCCUGCUGCUCCUGGCCAGACUCUGUCUCCCUUUUCCAGACCUUGGUUGUUCUCUGUCCCCUGAAGACAUCUCUCGCUCUCUGACCAGUGUUCUCUAAACAGGAAGGAGUUGAGGGUGGUUUGGUAUUCACUGAAACCCUGGCUAGAAUCUUCACUCUCCUUGAAGCAUAGUUCUUGCCAAGGAGCUAUUAAUGUAAACACCACUUGAAGGCCCAGGAGUGGGGACACUGUGUCAGCCAUGAAGGAAAUACCUGUCCCAUAGCAGGAAGAGCAGAAGGCCUGACUUUCCUCACUGGCCUGCUCACUUGGCAGCUAGCCAUGCUGUGGACAAGCCUUUUCCAGUCCCAGACAGUCACAGGAACAAGGCCAGACCCCUACCCUACACUUGCACUUUGUCCUUGCCUCGUCCCAAUAGUUCAGACUUGGCAGUGCCUUGGCUUAUCAAAGGCUGCCCCCUGAUGACAUGCCUGUCUGCCUGUGCUCCAUUGCUCGAAUGAACUAUGGAGCCUGGGAGGCUUAGUAAAGAAGAGUGAUUCAUUUAACCCAAUUCUGGGGUUUCAGGGACACACGAAGUAGUUGCAGCAGCUCUCCUCUGCUCAGAACCCCAUGGCGGAUGGGAGUAAGAGGGAGGGGUCACAAGGUGAGACAGAAUUCCAGAGAGGAAUUCAGGGCUCACGCUUCUGCAGUGACCUGAGGACCACCCAGUAGACCCCACCUCCUAAAGGUCCCACCUGCUAGCCUUGUCACAAACACAAACCACACACAGCAUAAACGGAGGAAGGGGUCAUGUGGCUGACCCUUGCCUGGGUGGAUGCCAUGCUCGGUCUCUCCACCACCUGCCUGCAGCUUAGAAGGAAUCAGUUUGCCCGUGGGUGGGCACUGGAGCUGAAGGAAACUGUCAUCCUCACAUCAGAGACCCAGACUGUCACUGGAGGCCCACUGUGUGAGCGCCAGGACAGCAGCAUGGGCCCACCACGCGGUACAAGUGGCGAAGUGCCUUCUUAUGCUGGGCCAGGCAUGUGUGGGGAGGGCAGGAGGAAGACAGCAGAGAUAUAGGCAGCUCCCCUGGGAGGGCAGCUGUGCAGAGGAGAGAGCUGGGAACCACUGAAGAAAAGUGGUGGAGACUGAAGAUGAGGUUGUCUGUGGACAGAAAUGCUGCUAAACUGAAGCUGAAAUGCACGGUGAUGGGGGGAGGGAGGCGUGCCCUUCGCCUUUCCGUCACUAGGACCUGAACAGACAGCUCUAAGAAAAAGUGUUCUCUUUGGGCUCAUGGUGUCAAAACCGCCAGGCUAUGGUGGCAGGAAGGACAGAGAAGGGCUCACAGGAUGGAGCCAGGAAGGCUUGCUCGGUUCCCCUUUUAUCCUGUCUGGACCCCUAGCUACUGUAUGGAGCCACCUCCAUUCAGGGUGGCUCUUCCCUGCUUGUUAAUCCUCUCGGUA